Molecule: messenger RNA, 354 nt
Organism: Pleurotus ostreatus (oyster mushroom)
Lineage: Eukaryota; Fungi; Basidiomycota; Agaricomycetes; Agaricales; Pleurotaceae
Exons: 2
Coding region: 1-354 (117 amino acids)
Cellular component (GO): mitochondrial large ribosomal subunit
Molecular function (GO): structural constituent of ribosome
Source: RefSeq, a predicted model, not a curated record
AUGUUCCUCCACUAUGCCCUUCGUCGACCAGUACUAAUUCGCUGUACGCGCCGCGCAUACGCGUCAGCACCACCAAGUCAGAAACAGGAACCUACCACAGGUACAACCAAAGCUUCGGAAGCUCCUGCCAAAUCAUCAUGCAUUCCGAACACUGUAAUUGACGGGGUAAACUACCUCAAAGGGCAAGAGCCGGUUAUUGCCAAGCCUGAUGACGAGUAUCCGGCCUGGCUGUGGACGAUACUGGCACCCAAGGUGUAUCCAGACGAUGGACCUGGGGGAAAGGCAGAGAGGGUACAAAGGAGACGCGAAAACAAACAACGAAUAAAAGACCAAAAUUUCAUGAAGACGCAGUAG